This is a messenger RNA of Macrobrachium nipponense, 5485 nucleotides long. Its product is annotated as alpha-1,6-mannosyl-glycoprotein 2-beta-N-acetylglucosaminyltransferase-like. The coding region runs from base 14 to 1237 and encodes 407 amino acids. Gene Ontology annotation, biological process: protein N-linked glycosylation; oligosaccharide biosynthetic process. The record is from RefSeq and is a predicted model, not a curated record. NCBI's taxonomy places the organism in Eukaryota, Metazoa, Arthropoda, Malacostraca, Decapoda, Palaemonidae. Gene Ontology annotation, molecular function: alpha-1,6-mannosylglycoprotein 2-beta-N-acetylglucosaminyltransferase activity. The transcript is spliced from 8 exons. Gene Ontology annotation, cellular component: Golgi membrane; Golgi stack.
UGAUUUGGUUGUGAUGCGUGUUGGAGGAUGGGGCCGGGCAGUGAGGGUAUUGGGUGUUGUGGUUUUGCUAAGUGUUGCCUGGCUGCAGCUUGCACUUCCUCCUCUGCCACACGAUCCACAUUCAGCACUGGGAGGUAGUGCAAGAGAAACACCAGAGUUUGACCCAUCCUUAAGUUACCAUCGCAGUCCAGCAUCUAAGUUCCUACAGACGAAAGCACAACAUCAAACUUCAGUGAAAACAAUACUCUCCCAAGAGCAAAUUUUGGAGAUUCGAGAGCAGAUUCAGCUUCGCAGUGGUAAUGAGACUGUGUUGAAUGAAGAGCUUUAUGGUCCUAUUCAAGCUGAUACAAUUGUCAUUGCUGUGCAGGUGUGUGCCCUUGGCCACUGGCUCUUAUAUUUUAUGGAGGCCAUUAUUGGCGACUGGCAUGGUAUUGGGGGAAGAAACAGGAAUUUGUCCUACUAUCUCUUCACUUUAAAAGUAAUGCAGAUUUUUUAUCCCCAUUCCCUGCAGACUCAUCCGCAUAGUUUUCCUGGAGAAUCCCAGGGUGACUGCCCUAGAGACACAAAGCCUGAGGAGGCAGCAAAACUCAAAUGUGUGGGGACUCCCGAUCUUUACAAGCACUAUCGAGAAGCUCGUUUUACUCAAACAAAGCAUCAUUGGUGGUGGAAGGCUAACAAGAUAUUUGAUGAUAUAUGGAUUCUGAGAAACCAUACAGGCCUUGUUCUUUUCCUUGAGGAGGAUCAUUAUGUGGCGGAAGACUUCCUUCACAUGUUGCGACUCUUAACUGCAGCUAUUCCUCGGGCAUGCCCUAAAUGCUCUCUUAUCACUCUUGGAAAUUAUUUGAAAAAUUAUAACUUCCAAACUGAUGGGAGAAAGUGUUUAAGUGAUGAUGAUUUUGAUACUAACUACUGUCCUUUUUUAUGUCUUAGUGGUGUGCAUCAUAAGAAAAAAGACUGCAGCUCACGCACAGUGUUGAAUAAAGUUCAUCGAGCACUGCAGAAUGGCCAAAGGACUCUCUUUCCUCGUCAGCUAAUAGUUGUACACACUCCACCUAAAAAGGUAAAAAAACACAAAGGUAAUGGUGGAUGGGGUGAUAAACGUGAUCAUGCUCUUUGUCAUUCAUUUAGUGUGAGUACAUCACCAGAACAUAGUAUGGUUAACAAUUCUUUUAUUCCUUUUAUACCCAUUAUUAAUAACAGUUCAUUUAAUGGAAGUGUGGCCCGAAGUGUUUCUUGAUCUUCUGAUUGUACAGUAUUGUAUUUUUUAUUGAAACAUUAAGAUUCUGUGGUUUUGGAGAACAUUACUUCUUGAACAGCACCAUAUAGUAAAGGUAAUUUUCUUUGAUUAUUGCUCUUUGUGUGUCAACUCGAAAAGUAAUUUUAGCUCAUCACACUGUCCUACUGGACACAGGUUAAGAUGAAUUGUUACUGAAUAAAAGCUGUAUCUUCAAUGACUACAUAGCAAGAGAACAGGGAAGUGUAGCAAGAGAAUGUGGAAGUGGUUGAAGAAUAUCAUAAUGAUGUUGAUAAUUUCUUUCAUAGAUUACAAGAACUGGUGCUAUGUACAGUUGGCUUUCUAAGCUUGCUACUCAGAUAAGAUGGUUUUAUAUGUAAGACAUGCACAAAUAAACUUGAAGUGAUGUUAUUUAUAGAGACAAAUACCUGUAUUUAUAUACUUCAAAAGUGUUCAUUUCAUUUUUUAAUACAUUUCAUUUUUUUAAUAGUUAUAAUUUUGACAUAUCAACUUCAACAAUUUGAUUUGGUAACCAAGUGCUACAGGAAAUAGCUUAUUUUUCAUUGUAACUCAUUAUCAUGGAAGAUACUAGUAUAUAUGCAUUUCUGUCAGUGUUAUAGGAAACAUCUUUUUUAUGUAUGUUGGCAUUCAAGUUGGCCACGUACUUGUGAAUUGCUGUAUAUGUAACCAAAUUUCAGUGAUUCAAUAAUGAUUUUGAAUAAGCUAAAAGAAAAGCCUUUUUCAGUUUUAUUUUCUUGAGAUGUAAGGUAUACAUUUACACCAAUGGGUGAGCUAAAUGAAGGUAUAGAAAAAUUUGUAUUAGAAAUGAUUAUGCUUGAAGGGAAACCUUCAUAAAUUUAAAUGCAACUUAACCAUAUUUUGCAUGAUUCAUUUCUACCAUGUAACUUAUCUGUGCUGCAAGAUAAAUAUUUUAUCAUACUAAUACUACCACUGGUAAUAGCCAUAUACAGUAUGUAUUUUUUUCAAGAACCAUUUAGUUACCCUGUUUCUAAGUAGUAAAUGUCAUCAUAGCCAGAGACCAAUACAGAGGCCAGAUAGCACCUUGAGAAAUUACAAACCUUACUGCUGCCAUAAUAGACUAUAAUUCAGUUGAGUCAUUUUUUAAUGUGAUAGUGAAUAUGAAUAGAUUUUUGUAUAGCCUGUGAUGCAAAGCUGGUUUACAAGGCAUGAGUAAUAAGUGUGAAAGCUCAUGCCAGCCUGUGAGAACUGUGAUUUUUUGUCUUAGUUUGAUGGUUUGCUUAAGUUAUCUUUAAUAAGCUACGUCCCUUAUUAUGUGAUUCUGAUAACUGUUUGAAGAGACAAGCCUGUCUUAUUGUCGGUGUUGAAUCUCCAUAUUUUUUUACCUCCUUUCACAUUUACAGCCAUAGAUUCAGUUUAGUGUAACUGCCUAGGUGCCACUUAUUGUGUUUUGUUGCUGUGCAUGAAUUUCAAUUACUUGGCCCACAUAUUGUGGAUUCAGUUACUAAGAGACUCAAUUAUCUGUCUCUCUAAUUCUGGUGCAUCCAGGUGUCUUUUUAUUUUUCCAUUUUACAGUCAUUCUUGGUAUAAUGAUUGACAUGGAAUAUUGAAACAGUUUUGUGCCACAAAUCAGCUUGGUUGAAGUGUAGCGAGUAUUGGAUAGUAUAAUGGUGCAUCAUUUGCAUACUACCAGUGUUGAAAGUAUAUUUUUGAUGAGAGAGGCUUUUGCUUGUUAUAGUGAGAGAUACAAUAUGGGCCACUGUAGUAUUUUCCCUCAUAUAGAAUGCAUGUUUUUCUCAUAAGUUCCACCAAAAAUCACCUUGUGUUUUUAUCCCCGAUGCUUGGGUUUGGUUAGAACUUGGUGUUAUACCAGAAUUGAGAUAAGCCUGUUCAAUACUGUAAUACUUAAUACUUAAGUGUCCUUGGAAUAACAAUAUUGCCUAUUACUUUUAUGAAUGAUUACCAUAUUUAAUGACAUAUAGAACCCCAUUUUUGCCCCCCUCCAAAGAAAAAAUGGCUCAAAAUAUGUAUAUACAGGCCUCUUAUGCAAAGUUGAGAUAUGUAUUUGGUUAGCUGAUGUUUACCCACAUGCCAUAACCUAUCAGUGCUUGUACCAAGCCAGACUCCAUAAUGCUGUAAUGUGACUGGUAUUUACUAAAUUAUUAUUAUCAUCAUCCUCCUCAUCAUCAUCAUUAUUAUUACUAGUAUUGAAGUAAAAUUUCUUAUAACCCUCAUCUUGUCACACACACACAUACACAAAACUGUGCUUUCUUUGUCUUUCUCUCAAACAUCUUUUUCAUACCAAAUUUGGCUGUAAUGAAAGAGAGAGAGAGAGAGAGAGAGAGAGAGAGAGAGAGAGAGAGAGAGAGAGAGAGAGAGAGAGAUUAACUUUAAUAUGUAUUCCCCUCUGAAAAUGGGGGAGGGAUCAUAUGCCAUCAAAGACAAUACAUAAAAAUGACAAAUAUAUGAUUAAAAUAUAAAACUGACGGUCCAAAACAAAUCGUUCUAUGGUAUUCUCAUAUUUAUUGCCCUUCAUUAAAUGUUAAGGGCUAUAUAACAUUUAUUCUUUGUUUCUCUGUACAUACACAUGAACCAACAGUGAUUUUCAAAACUACAAAUCAGUGUAAAAUCAGCAGUAAAUUUUCUUUCAAAAUUAUUUCAGGAGGAAUAAAAUUUAUUGAUAUUUUUAUUUGUAAUAGAGGCAGGUUGCAAACAGAAUAGCCAUGCUGCAGAGGAUAAAAUCUUAGUUGGAAAUAAGCCGAAAUGCAAUAACUUUUUUAUAAACAAUAUACUGAAAUCAAAUAUAUUUGUACAGAAAUGUAAAAAUCAUACUUCAUUCACAGCAAAGAGGGGUAUCAAAUGUUGCUUGCAACAAGUUACCUGGUUUUUAUAGAAAUAGUAGGUAAAUCCAGAACAUGUUCAAUACACCUUGCCAUUGUGUUGUAAGCAUCUCCCAAGUAUGAUAAACCAAAUUCAAAAACUGAGACUGUUUGAACAUUCCAUGAGAAUCAGUUGUGGGUAUAAGUAAUGAGGAGUGAAUUUUGCAGUUAGUGCUGUUAUCUUGCAUGUCAUUCCCAAACAUGAUGGUACAUGUAGGCUUACAAGGUUAACUUUGAACUACCUAGGUCAUGGGUCAUGACUUCAGGAAAAGUGGUAUUUAAUGCUUGAAAUAUUUUUUUUAAUGUCUUAGCUUAUGCAGUACCAUGAUGAUAUGAUUAAUUACUUCCUACAGGUCAUUUUGUGUUGUUCAGUUUUAAGGUUCUUUUAGCUCAUUUUGGGUAGGUAGUACACAUCAUAAAUGAAACUCAUUCAUGCAGCUUUUCAUUAAUAUAUAUUUUAUUUUUGUAACAUUAAAAACAAGAAGCAUGAUUGUUUGCUAUUUUUAAUAUUAUUGACUGCUUUGGUCUUAUGGCUAUGAGGUAUUUUACUAUUGAACAAGUAAGAAAUUCAUUAUAGUAUUUUGUAUGUUUCACACUUUUAGAAACUAGUAAAUAACUUCCUUAUGCUCACUGAUGCUUGUUUACUCUAGUUAGAUUUUAUGAGCGUGUGUAAAUUUUUGGAAAGCAACAAUAUUAAAAUCAAAGACAAUUUUUAAAAUAUUCUAUUUGUAUUGGAUUAUUGUAGGGUGAAUCUAUUCUUGGGGCACAUUUCAAGUGGUCUAAGCUCCAGUUCAAUCUUUUACAUAGUGCAGAAUAUAUUUUUGUUUUAUAUUACUGUACUGGAAUUGAGAUGAUCUUUAUGAGAAUAUAAGAAAAGUUUUCCAGUGAUACUUAGGUCACAUAGUAGUCUAUAAUAUAUGGGUAUAUGAAAACUAAAAGAAAUGAAACUUACCUCAGGAUGUAUGUUCUUUAUGGCUUUGUGAUUGAGAUCUGAGCCAUUUAAAAUGAGGUUUACAUGAAAUGACUAAUGCUGUCUUUUUUUAAUUUAUUUUAUUUAUUACCACAUUUUCCCUGUCACCUGUUUUAUGUUGUAUUAGAGAACAUUUUUAUCCAGAUAACUUUUACUGUUUUGGAAAUACUCUAUGCCAAGUUUUCAUAUCUGUGGCAAUUGUAUAAAGUUAUGUUUUGGUGGGAGUUGUGUCAUGAAUUAAUAUUAGUAGUCCAAGUGGUCUGUGUAAGAGAACACUGGUAUUAGCUAUUUUAAUAUUUGACACUCCUCUACAAAUUGCACAUUUAGUUAAAUACUGUAUAUUAAUAUUAAUGCAUGUGAUAGUGCUGUUCAUACUAAACACACAUGGAAUAUAUUUAACUAGUCUUGUCUUGCCAUUUUGCA